Messenger RNA from Emiliania huxleyi CCMP1516, 901 nucleotides. RefSeq lists its product as hypothetical. The coding region runs from base 25 to 555 and encodes 176 amino acids. Lineage: Eukaryota; Haptophyta; Isochrysidales; Noelaerhabdaceae. The transcript has 4 exons. The record is from RefSeq and is a predicted model, not a curated record.
CUGCUUCGCACUCUCUCUCUCGAAAUGGCAGCCCUUGUCGCUUGCUCCGCGCUCGUCACGUCGUUCGUCGCCCCUGCGGCGCCGCGCGCAAGCUCCCGCUCGUCCGUCUCUAUGUACUACGGCACCGGCACCUACCAGACGCCUUUCACCUUUGAAGGCAACUCGCAGACCAACGAGUACGUCGGCUACAACGACAUGAUCCGCAACCGUGGCGAUUACUACCGCAACGGUGAGUCGCUUCGCGACGCCGGCCGCACCAACGUGUACGCCGGCAACGGAAUGUCGCGCUACAGCCGCGCCAUGGACCGCAUGUACUCGCGCUCGUACGGGAUGGGCUACGGCGGCGGCUACGGCGGCGGGUAUGGCGGCAUGCGCGGCGGCUAUGGCGGCAUGCGCGGCGGAUACGGGAUGAUGGGCGGAUACGGCGGCGGAUACGGGAUGAUGGGCGGAUACGGGGGCUAUGGCGGCGGCUAUGGCCGUGGCGGCGGGUACGGAAUGAUGGGCGGAUACGGCGGGUACGGCCGCGGCGGCUACGGCGGCUACGGCGGCUACUGAGUCGCGUUCGCCAUUGCGGCGGCGAGGUUGCGGCGGUGCCGGUUCGCAAGACUGCCUGGCGCCGCCCGUCGAUCAGCCGCCGGGCGCGAGGCAUGGGCGGGGCGCGGACCGCGCGCAUGCGGGGCGAGAGAGCGCGCACCAUAAGGUGCACACUCUGGGCCUUCGGGAGGGGCGUGAGAUGAUGGCGGUGCGAUGCACCGCCAGACGAUGGGGCGGUUUUGCCGGCAGACACUGGACGAGGCGCGGCAUAGUGCCCGCGGGGUGUGUAAGAGUCGUGUGUUAUCGUUGUUGUCAUGUGCUCGAAUUACGUAUAUUUGAAUGAUGUCAAGAGUCGAAGAUCGUAGGA